This is a messenger RNA of Trichobilharzia szidati, 1534 nucleotides long. Lineage: Eukaryota; Metazoa; Platyhelminthes; Trematoda; Strigeidida; Schistosomatidae. The record is from the annotation of a GenBank genome assembly.
GAUUAUAAAUCAGGAAAGCAUUAGUUUGAUAAUACAAAAAUUAUUGAUGUGAGUGAGUCAGUAAUUUUGCAUUCUCUGUCGAUUUGAAUCACAAUUUGUUGUUUACGUUCACAUAUUAUUGAUCAGCCCAUAUGAAAAGGGGGUUAUUAACGACUUGUUAUGACGUAAUCCUUUCCACCUUAUUGGUGAAGCAAAAACAUAAGUAAUUGUGAUGACAACUCACUAUUUCAUACUUCCUACUGCAUUAAUAAGUCAACACUUGGUUGAGUUUAAAGACUAAUUCUAAUAACUGUGUCAGUGUCAGUCGGGAGAAAAUUAAAUAAUAAUAAUGGAAAGGCGUCCGAAGAAUAUGUCUGGUCAAGACGAAAGUGAAUUGAGAGAAAAGCAAUCACUAGACGACUUCUUAUUAAUUUCUAGUACACCACAAUCAAAUAGAAACCAAGCGAAUAGGAAAUACUUCAACGAAAGCUACACAACGAUAAAUAUCACGAAUGAAUCAAGCAUAGACAGAAAUUUUUCUGAAUCACGAAGUAAUGAAUCAAAUUCGAAUGUGGAUAAACUACAUAAUAUUGAUCAGUUAUUUAAUCGAAUUAUCUCUGCAAAACAUCGUAAGAAUGCUAUCCUAGAAAUAUGCAAAUGUAUUAAUAAUGAUAAUAAUAAUGUCUUGAAUGUGGGGUAUUUUAUUUUCAAACGUCCAAGUGUGGCGGCUGCACUUCUUCAUGAAAUUUGGGAACACUAUCAAUAUGACAAAAGUGUCCCACUUUCGCCAACAUCAUUCGAGAUUAUCGGCUCAAUAAUUGUUAUAUUUCAACAAGUUAUAAUACACGGUGAAUAUCGUUAUGAUUUAUUUAAUAGCCGACUUCUGACGUACUUACUUCCAUACUUCAAUGUUAAUGGUCAAGCGUCAGACGUGGAACAUUUACGUGUUAGCCUGUUAGGCUUAUAUGCUACAAUGUCGAGUAAAUUUACUCUUGAUGAUAUGGAAGACUUUUUUUCAUCUUCAUAUGGUCAACAUCCGCAUGAUACUAACAAUGAAGAAGGCGUAACGAAUCGAAUUGAUAUCAGUGAUAAUUUCUCGUUAGAAGACUUAUUCACACAUACAUUGAACGGUUUAUCACAAGGUACAAGCGAGAUGUGCAAACAUAUGGCUCUUAUCCUGCUAUCACGUUUGUUAGGACUGCAACAACAAAGAGCACGUUUACACACUAAUGAUAGUCUGUUUAAUCAAGUAAUAUCAAAUCUUACACACAUCACGGGAUAUAUUUCACGAAGAAUAACGCCUGAAGUUCAAAGGAAAUCUAUGAGAGAAAUUCGUCUAUUGAAUGGAAGUGAACAAACAAUUUUUAUACAAACUAAAAAAUUACUCCAAUUCGUAAUAGAUUGUUUCAAUCAACUGAUCACUGAUCAAGUAUUAUGUCACAAAUCAAGGGGUUUACUACCGGCGGAAUUACGUUCGAAUCAUUUUGUAGAACUUUUCUUACAAGAUCAAGAUGUUCAAGCAUGGCUUGAGACACUCUGGCGACUUUUACGUUGA